AUCCCCUUCAUGUGGUUUACACCAGCAACCUUCCGAUAAUGCAGCUAUAUAUAUUUGCUAUUGCUGGUUCUUGAAUUUUGCUGGAAAGUGGAAACGCCACUGAGCAAGGGUCAACAGAGCCAAAUAUGGAAUAUCUCUUGGGAGAAAUAUUGGGGAAUUUGGUGAGGGAUGCUGUGAGAAGCAUGUGUACUUAUUUUGGACACCAAAUCAACUAUCUCAACAAUAUUGGAAAGCAUUUGGAAGAUCUCAAUUCACAAGCUCAAGAGCUGCAUGAUAACAAGGCAGAUAUAGAGGGAGAAAUAAGUAGAGACCCAGUUUCAACAAUCGCAACCAAAACAUGCACAACUUGGCUGAUGCAUGCAAGUAGCUUUGAGAACCAACUGAACAUGAUAGAAGCAGAGUCGAAUGCAAACACUCAAUGUCUUGGUGGGUGGUGUCCCAUCCCAGACAUCUGGUCACGAAGGAAGCUCGGCAAACGCCUAGUAACCUUAACAAAGGAAAUUGCUGAGCAUAACAGGAAAAGCUCAGAGUUGAGGCAAGGUUCAGAAAUUGUUGCUGAUAAACCUCUACAGACAGUUGAGCCAGCCCCUGUCCCUCCACCAGCUAUUGAGUUGUGGACACCCAUCGAUCGCAACAUGAAGAGGAUAUUAGAUUGCAUAAAUGAUCCUCAAGUCCAGAUGAUUGGUGUUUGGGGAAUGGGUGGUGUUGGCAAGACAACAGUACUGAAGCACUUGAACAAUCUACCUGAAAUAGAUCAGAUGUUUGAAAUUGUUAUUUGGGUCACAGUGUCCAGAAGUUUGAAUGUGAGAAACAUGCAAAACGAAAUUGCCCAAAGAUUAAAACUAAAAUUGGAGGACAACUCUGAGGAUGCUGUGGCAAGAAAGUUGUUGCAGCAUUUGACAAGCAAAAAGUACUUACUUAUUUUGGAUGACUUGUGGGAAAGCUUUGAGUUGGAGAAGAUAGGAGUCCCAAGUCCAAGCAAUGAGAACCAAUGCAAGAUAGUAUUAACUUCUCGAUCCUUGGAGGUCUGUAGGCAAAUGUUUGCUGACAGGGACAUCAAGCUGGAAGUCUUGUUUCCAGAAGAAGCGUGGAAGCUGUUUUCCCAAAUAGUUGGUAAAGUAGUGGAGUCUCCUGAAAUAAGACCAAUAGCUGAACAGAUAGUUGAGGAGUGCAAAGGUCUCCCACUUGCCAUUCGAGUUAUUGGGGCUUCCUUGAGAAACAAGAUUGAUGUCUAUGAGUGGAGAAAUGCAAAAGAAGAGCUGAGUUCAGUGAAGUAUGAGACUACUGCUCUUGAGAUGGAAGACAAAGUGUUGGCCAUACUAAAGUUUAGUUAUGACCAAUUAAAGAGUGACAGUCUGAAGAAAUGCUUUUUGUAUGCUGCAUUAUACCCAGAAGACCACGCGAUUUAUGUAGAAGAAUUGAUAGAUCAUUGGUGGACAGAGGGCUACAUUGAUGUCCAGCCAAAUGGUAGCUGGGGCAUUGCACGCGAUAGAGGUCUUAGUAUUGUCAAUCAACUUGCAAAUGCUUCUCUUUUGGAAAAGAUUGAACGUAGUUUCCUGUUAUUAAGAGUAAAGAUGCACGAUACUAUCAGAGAUCUUGCACUACAUAUCGCAUCAUUAUCAUCACCCUCAGAUGAUGGUUGUAAUAACUUCCUUGUGAGAGCAAAUGCUGGAAUAAGUGAACCUCCAGAUGAAGUGGAAUGGAGACAAGCCAUCAAGAUCUCACUAAUAAGCAAUCGAAUAUCCUACCUUCCUGAUAGGCCUGAAUGCUCCGCCAGACUCUCAACUUUAUUGCUGCCGAAAAAUCAACAUUUGGAGAUUAUUCCAGAGUCAUUCUUUGAGCAUAUGCAGGGACUAAGAGUUCUGGACCUAUCCUGGACUCGAAUUCAAGAGCUGCCACCAUCUAUUUCAAAGCUAGUAAGCCUUCGAGGAUUGUUUCUAUGGAGAUGUAGCGAUCUGCAAGCCAUACCAUCACAAGUAGGAGCACUCACCAGCCUUGAAGCACUUCAUGUAGGACCCAGAAUUGAGCACUUGCCUGCUGAAGUUGGGCAACUGACUCGUCUAAGAAGUUUGCGGGUGAUAUUUACAGCAGACCAGAAAGAUGGAACAGAAAGGCUGAUUCCUGAUGGGACACUGGUAAGGCUAUCUAGACUGGAAGACUUGAUAAUACAUGCUGAAGGGUUUGUUGAUUCCCACUUUCAAUUUUCAAAUAAAUGGAUUGGGAUUGCAGAAGCUCUUGCUAGGGAGGCAACCAGAUUGCAAAAGCUAACUAGAUUGGGUUUUCUCUUCCCGAGUGUGGAUUAUCUCGAGCAGUUCUUGGGAGCAAGUUUGUCUUGGAAGAAUCAAUGCUUGAGGCUAUUCCAUCUACAAGUCACUCCAGAUUUUACAAACCAGCGUGUGUUGUAUUCACUUUUUCAAACACUGCAACAUUCAGAGCAUUCAGUUCCUAUUCCCUACAUUGAAGGGGAUCAGAGUUUGAAGUUUGUAGGUGGGGAUGACAUACCCAAUGCCAUCGUGGAGUUACUUAGUAAAUCCUCCAUUUUCUGGUUAAAGGAACACAAGACAGCUAAAACAUUAUCAGAUUUCAAUAGGAUGGGAAGUCUGAAUCAUCUGGAAUAUUGCAUGUUGCAUGGUAGCAAUGCCAUGGAGACUGUGCUCAUGGUCAUGGAUGCCACUGAUAAUGCUGCUGUUUUGCCAAAUAUAAAAAUAUUAGCGUUGGUAGCCAUGUUCAAAUUGAGAACUAUUUUGGAGGGACAUCGAUUGCCACCAUCAAGCUUCAACAGAUUAACUUGUUUGUUUAUAAAAGAUUGUCCAAAGCUGAAAAGUAUCUUUUCAAGAAGCAGGACUCCGCAGCUCCCAAACCUUGAAAUUGUUAUAGUGAUCCAAUGUUCGAUGCUAGCAGAAAUAGUGAAGGAAGACAAGGAAGAAAUAAAUGAGCAGAAUGAUGAUGAUGUUGUGCUCUUCCCCAAGCUGAACUACUUGCGAAUUUACGACCUGCCAAAGCUAGUUAGGAUCUGUGAAGAAGAUGCACUGGCCAGCCCACCAUCAUUAGAAACAAUUGAUGUUGUUCGGUGUCCAAACCUAAAGAAACUUCCCUUGGGCUUGAGGAGCACAAGCACCGAGCAGCAGAAACAGCAGAACACAACCUCCUUAGAAAUUGGUGCUUUAAGGUUUAUCAAAGGUGAAAGAGAUUGGUGGAAAGCAUUGGAAUGGGACCAGGAUGACUUCAAAGAACAACUUCAACCUCUUUUUGUUGAAAGAAAGUGAGACAUUGGAAUGAAUAGAGACAACCAUAAGAUAUAGAUCCUGAUACUGAAAAAAAUUAUUAGGGAAAAGGGAUGAUAUGAACACUCCAUGGUGGAUUCUCCAUUAAGUCAUUGAACCAGCUAUCUGUUGUUUUUGAUAUUCCAAGUUCACAAUUCUUGAUUGCUGAAGAUCUUUAAUCAGUAAUCUUUCAUGGUUAAUGGCUAAACAAUUUAUUCAUAUUCACUAAAAAAAGUGAAUACUGGUAAGUCUAUAAAUUGUUAGUAGUAAGAAGGCGCUUAAGCCAUCACUAUCCACAUCAGUACUGCUAACAAUAAUCGCCAGUAUUAUUGAGGCAAACAUUUUACCAAAUUUUAAUUUGCAAAAGGUUUAUUUUGUGGCAGUUAGGGUUGAAUUGUUUUCAACUUUGUAAU
Nelumbo nucifera (sacred lotus) is the source of this 3676-nucleotide messenger RNA. RefSeq names its product putative disease resistance protein At1g61300. The record is from RefSeq and is a predicted model, not a curated record. NCBI's taxonomy places the organism in Eukaryota, Viridiplantae, Streptophyta, Magnoliopsida, Proteales, Nelumbonaceae. Gene Ontology annotation, molecular function: ADP binding.